AUGGUAACUGUAUCGUCAGCUCGGCCAUCAGCACCAAAUGUCUUUGGUCUGUCUGAAUGUGGUUCCGGUUCUGAUGGCUUCCUGACUGUCGGCUGCAUUGCAAAAGGUUUCUCGCCCGCGGACUCGCUCUCAUUUAAAUGGACAGAUCCUAAAGGACAACGGGUGAAUGAUUUUGUGCAGUAUCCAACUAUCGGACGCGAGGGAGAUUACACCAAAAUCAGCCAUCUGCGUGUGAAGAAAAGCGACUUUACUCCUGAUAAACCUUACAAAUGCGAAGCUGAAAAUUCUAUCGCCAAAAAGGAAGCAGUUGUUACUCCAAGACUUAUCAAAUGCAACCCAGAGGAUGUCCUCACUUUACAUCAUGGUAGCAUCAAAUGUUCUGGUCCCAAUGGAAAGUUUUCAUAUGAAUCUGUAUGUGUAUACUCAUGUGAGAUGGGUUAUGAACUGAAGGGGUCCAAUACGACAAAAUGCACUGCUGCCAAACAAUGGACCGGCACACCACCGACCUGUGAACUUCUUGAAUGUUCAGAGCUGACCACACCAAACAAUGGGACAAAGCACUGUAGUCCUAACCACGACUCCAAAAGCUACCAAUCCACAUGUGAGUUUGCUUGUGAUGUAGGAUACACGUUACGAAAUUCCAGCUCCUCUACACUGCUUUGUGAAGCCACAGGACACUGGAAUGAUUCACAACCCAGCUGUGAAAUUGUAAAAUGCAAUCCCGACGAUGUCCUCACUUUACAUCAUGGUAGCGUCCAAUGUUCUAAACCCAAUGGAAAGUAUUCAUAUGACUCUGUAUGUGUAUACUCAUGUGAGGAGGGUUAUGAACUGAAGGGGUCCAAUACGACAAAUUGCACUGCUACCACAGAAUGGAGCAGCAAACCACCAACCUGUGAACUUGUUCAAUGUUCAAAGCUGACCACACCAAACAAUGGGACAAAGCACUGUAGUCCUAACCACGACUCCAAAAGCUACCAAUCCACAUGUGAGUUUGCUUGUGAUGUAGGAUACACGUUACAAAAAUCCAGGUCCUCUACACUGCUUUGCGAAGCCACAGGACACUGGAAUGAUUCACAACCCAGCUGUGAAAUUAUAAAAUGCAAUUCCGAUGUCGUCACCACUUUACAUCAUGGUAGCGUCCAAUGUUCUCAUCCCAAUGGAAAUUUUUCAUAUGACUCUGUAUGUGUAUACUCAUGUGAGGAGAGUUUUGAACUGAAGGGGUCCAAUACGACAAAAUGCACUGCUACCACAGAAUGGACCAGCAAACCACCGACCUGUGAACUUAUUCAAUGUUCAGAGCUGAUAACACCAAACAAUGGGGCAAUGAAGUGUCACCACGAUUCCAAAGGCAACUUCAGCUAUCAAUCCACCUGUGAGUUUGCUUGUAAAGAAGGACACACGUUACAAACAUCCAGCUCCUCUACACUGCUUUGCGGAGCCACAGGACACUGGAAUGAUUCACAACCCAGCUGUGAAAUUGUAAAAUGCAAUCCCGAGGAUGUCCUCACUUUACAUCAUGGUAGUGUCCAAUGUUCUUAUCCCAAUGGAAAUUUUUCAUAUGAAUCUGUAUGUGAAUACUCAUGUGAGGAGGGUUAUGAACUGAAGGGGUCCAAUACGACAAAAUGCACUGCUACCACAGAAUGGACCAGCAAACCACCGACCUGUGAACUUGUUCAAUGUUCAGAGCUGAUCACACCAAACAAUGGGUCAAUGCAGUGUAGGCCUAACCACGACUCUAAAAGCAACUUUAGCUACCAGUCCACAUGUGAGUUUGCUUGUAAUGAAGGAUACACGUUACGAACAUCCAGCUCCUCUACACUGCUUUGCAACGCCACAGGACACUGGAAUGAUUCACAACCCAGCUGUGAAAUUGUAAAAUGCAAUCCCGAGGAUGUCCUCACUUUACAUCAUGGUAGCGUCCAAUGUUCUGAACCCAAUGGAAAUUUUUCAUAUGACUCUGUAUGUGAAUACUCGUGUCAGGAGGGUUAUGAACUGAAGGGGUCCAAUACGACAAAAUGCACUGCUACCACAAAAUGGACCAGCAAACCACCGACCUGUGAAUUUGUUCAAUGUUCAGAGCUGACCACACCAAACAAUGGGGUAAUGCAGUGUUACGAUUGCAAUGGCAAAUUUAGCUACAAAUCCACCUGUGAGUUUGCUUGUGAUAAAGGAUACACGUUACGAACAUCCAGCUCCUCUACAUUGUUUUGCCAAGCCACAGGACAAUGGAGUGAUUCACAACCCAGCUGUGAAAUUGUAAAAUGCAAUCCCGAGGAUGUCCUCACUUUACAUCAUGGUAGCGUCCAAUGUUCUGAACCCAAUGGAAAUUUUUCAUAUGACUCUGUAUGUGAAUACUCGUGUCAGGAGGGUUAUGAACUGAAGGGGUCCAAUACGACAAAAUGCACUGCUACCACAGAAUGGACCUGCCAACCACCAACCUGUGAACUUGUUCAAUGUUCAAAGCUGACCACACCAAACAAUGGGGCAAUGAAGUGUCACCACGAAUCCAAAAGCAACUUCAGCUACCAAUCCACCUGUGAGUUUGCUUGUAAAAAAGGAUACACGUUACGAACAUCCAGCUCCUCUACACUGCUUUGCGGAGCCACAGGACACUGGAAUGAUUCACAACCCAGCUGUGAAAUUGUAAAAUGCAAUCCCGAGGAUGUCCUCACUUUACAUCAUGGCAAGGUCCAAUGUUCUAAACCCAAUGGAAAGUUUUCAUAUGAAUCUGUAUGUGUAUACUCAUGUGAGGAGGGUUAUGAACUGAAGGGGUCCAAUACGACAAAAUGCACUGCUACCACAGAAUGGACCAGCAAACCACCGACCUGUGAACUUGUUCAAUGUUCAGAGCUGACCAAACCAAACAAUGGAGUAAUGCAGUGUUACAAUUUCAAAGGCAAAUUUAGCUACAAAUCCACCUGUGAGUUUGCUUGUGAAGAAGGAUACACGUUACGAACAUCCAACUCCUCUACACUGCUUUGCGGAGCCACAGGACACUGGAGUGAUUCACAACCCAGCUGUGAAAUUGUAAAAUGCAAUCCUGAGGAUGUCACCACUUUACAUCAUGGCAGUGUCCAAUGUUCUCAUCCCAAUGGAAAUUUUUCAUAUGACUCUGUAUGUGAAUACUCAUGUGAGGAGGGUUAUGAACUGAAGGGGUGCAGUUCGACAAAUUGCACUGCUAACACAAAAUGGACCAGCAAGCCACCGACCUGUGAACUUGUUCAAUGUCCAGAGCUGACCAAACCGAACAAUGGGGUAAUGCACUGUCACCAUGAUUCCAAAAGCAACUUCAGCUAUCAAUCCACCUGUGAGUUUGCUUGUAAAGAAGGAUACACGUUACAAACAUCCAGCUCCUCUACACUGCUUUGCGGAGCCACAGGACACUGGAAUGAUUCACAACCCAGCUGUGAAAUUGUAAAAUGCAAUCCCGAGGAUGUCCUCACUUUACAUCAUGGUAGCGUCCAAUGUUCUAAACCCAAUGGAAAGUUUUCAUAUGACUCUGUAUGUGAAUACUCAUGUGAGGAGGGUUAUGGACUGAAGGGGUCCAAUAUGAGAAAAUGCACUGCUACCACAGAAUGGACCAGCAAACCACCGACCUGUGAACUUGUUCAAUGUUCAGAGCUGCUCAAACCAAACAAUGGGGCAAUGAAGUGUUAUGAUUUCAAAGGCAAAUUUAGCUACAAAUCCACCUGUGAGUUUGCUUGUAAAGAAGGAUACACGUUACAAACAUCCAGCUCAUCUACGCUGCUUUGUGGAGCCACAGGAUUCUGGAAUGAUACACAACCCAGCUGUGAAAUUAUAAAAUGCAAACCGGGAGACAUCACGACACCAGAUCAUGGUAGUGUCCAAUGUUCUGAACCCAAUGGAAAGUUUUCAUAUGACUCUGUAUGUGAAUACUCAUGUGAGGAGGGUUAUGAGUUGAAGGGGUCCAAUACGAGACAAUGCACUUCUACCACAAAAUGGACCGGCAAACCACCGACCUGUGAACUUAUUCAAUGUUCAGAGCUGAAUACACCAAACAAUGGGACAAUGCACUGUCACCAUGAUUCCAAAAGCAACUUCAGCUAUCAAUCCACCUGUGAGUUUGCUUGUAAAAAAGGAUACACGUUACGAACAUCCAGCUCCUCUACACUGCUUUGCGGAGCCACAGGACACUGGAAUGAUUCACAACCCAGCUGUGAAAUUGUAAAAUGCAAUCCCGAGGAUGUCCUCACUUUACAUCAUGGUAGCGUCCAAUGUUCUAAACCCAAUGGAAUGUUUUCAUAUGAAUCUGUAUGUGAAUACUCAUGUGAGGAGGGUUAUGAACUGAAGGGGUCCAAAACUAGAAAAUGCACUGUUACCACAAAAUGGACCAGCAAACCACCGACCUGUGAACUUGUUCAAUGUUCAAAGCUGACCACACCAAACAAUGGGGUAAUGCAGUGUUACGAUUUCAAAAGCAAAUUUAGCUACAAAUCCACCUGUGAGUUUGCUUGUAAAGAAGGAUACACGUUACAAACAUCCAGGUCCUCUACGCUGCUUUGUGGAGCCACAGGAUUCUGGAAUGAUUCACAACCCAGCUGUGAAAUUAUAAAAUGCAAACCGGGGGACAUCAUCACUCCAGAUCAUGGUAGCGUCCAAUGUUCUGAACCCAAUGGAAAGUUUUCAUAUGACUCUGUAUGUGAAUACUCAUGUGAGGAGAGUUUUGAACUGAAGGGGUCCAGUACGACAAAUUGCACUGCUACCACAGAAUGGACCAGCAAACCACCGACCUGUGAACCCCCAGAGCCAGAUCAGCGUGCAUCUGUUUACUUAAAAACUCCUACAAAUGAAGAAUUAGACAGUGGAACAGCUACUUUCAUCUGUGUAGCCAAGCACUUUUUCCCAGAAAAGCACUCGUUUAAGUGGUUUCAUGAUGAUGUGGAGGUAAAAAGUGAAGGAAAAAGUGAUGAAUGUGUAGGUAAGAAGAAAACCAAUGUAACUCUAUUUACCGCCACAAGCAUUUUACAAAUAAAAUCUGACAUUUGGACCAAGAAGUCUGGAACUAAAAUGAAGUGCUUGUUCGAGCACAAGGCUGGAAAUGAAGUGAAAGAAAUGAGCAACACAGCAAUGCUCUCACUGACCCUGAAGUCACCAAUACAGAGAGACAUAUUCCUCUUCGGUGAUGUGAUCUUGCGAGCUGUUGUUUCUGGAAAUGAAAGCAAAGCAGUGGAAAAUGCAUCAGUGUCUUGCGAAGUGGAAAAUGAAGCUUUAACCUUAAAUAAAGCUGAAAUACAAUCACAAGACAAUUCACAGUUUCAGAUAAUCUACAAUGUCACUGUUAAUAGAGAUAUAUGGUUUGAUGGGAAAAUGGUCACCUGUACUAUCAAUGACAAAAACAUAACGCAGAAGAUCACUUUUAAUAAAGGAGAGAAACCCAGUGUUGUCAUUUAUGAACAACACAGUGACAAUACAAACCCUUCAAACCACUCUCUGGCAUGUGAGGUCAGCAGCCCUCAACUUGGUGAUGUUUAUAUUAUGUGGAGAGUAGGUAAUGAAGAAGAAUAUAAAGAGGGUUAUACCAGUGCUCCAAUCAAACAAAAGGACUCCACAUCUGUCAUCAGCUUAUUUGAAGUGUCUGAUAAACAAUACGAAGAAUCUACGAUCUCUUGCGCAGUCGUGCAUGCCAACAUGGACAAUACAAGAUCACCAUUAAUAAUAACAGCAAGCAAAAAUGACCCUCCAGAACCUGAGACAGGCUUUGCAUUACACUGUAAUGAAUCUGUUUCUGAGGAGGAUGAGUUCAGAAGUCUCUGGUCUACUGCCACCUCAUUCAUCUUCCUCUUCCUCUUUUCUCUGACCUACAGCGCUCUUAUCAGCCUGUCUAAGAUGCAGCAGUGAAAAUAAUUUAAAAAGUACCGUAAAUGAAGACUCAGAGGUUAUUUAUUUUUUAUGAUCAUUGUUAUUGUGAAUUUCAUUUUUUCUCUGAUUCUUGUUUUGUAUUUUUUUUGUCAUCAUUAAGCAAACUCAUUGAGAUUGUUUAAAUUACAUUAUUUGUGUUUUUGGAGAUAUGGAAAAUUAUGCAGUCAGUGUCACACUCUUCAGUACUUGUCAGUCUACAUGAAAAAAGUGAAGGUUUUGUCCUUGAAGCUUUGUUUGCUGUAAUAUAUAUGCAAAUUAUUUCAGAUCUUUCAGUUGUUCAGUGUAAGAACAGAAAAUGUGUACAAAUAAAAUAUUUCCUAGAAAAGCUGUAACAGAAAUGUACUUUCUUUAACCUCUAUUCUAUAUUUUGGUGUUUAAUCUCCAGGAAACAGGGUGACCAGUAAAGCAUAACAUUCGUUCUGCACAGAUGCACAUCACACAAAGCAUCUGCAAAUGGUUAACCCCUCCAGAAAACUGAGAUAUCUAAUAAAAAAUAUGUUAGUUAAAACAGGUGUCAGGGAUGAAUAACGGAAUAUACUUAAAAAUAAUGUUCCUGAAAAGGUUUUUGUCAGACAGUAUGUUUCAAUAAGGUGGCUUAAACAUCCACACAACCUUUCUGUAGCACACAAAGUUAAUAAAAAGGUACACUUAAAAAAAAAGAAUUAUUCACUCUUAAUAAUCUUUCUAAUAUAAUAGCAUAUCUGCAAAACUAUAUAGCUCAAGUAUGUGCAUAGACUGCAGUUAUUUCUGUACUGAAUCUUGAUGAAUUUAAUUUGACUAUAACGUCCCAAUGGAAUUAACUGAGGUGUUUCCAGUAGUCAGAAUUAGAUGUGAAAGUGCUCGGUCUCAGAAUUCAGGCCCUUUUUCUUCCUCUUUCUUCUCACACCUGCAGAAGUGAAACUGAUGGCAGUUCUUAAAAAGUUUGAAAUGUUUUCUCUGCGUUUAUUUAUUUUUUUUUUUUUUAUAAAGGCUAAU
Molecule: messenger RNA, 6855 nt
Organism: Paramisgurnus dabryanus
Lineage: Eukaryota; Metazoa; Chordata; Actinopteri; Cypriniformes; Cobitidae
Source: RefSeq, a predicted model, not a curated record